CCCAGAAUUCCCGCCACUCCUCUCAGAAUCAGAGCCGAUAUGCAUCGGACGAGGAAGAUCUUGACAGUCUCAGCGACGAUACGGCCAUGAGCAUUGGCUCGUUGGAUGAUCUAACCGAUAACCCCGAUCUGGACAACCAUGACUGGGUUGAGGAGCUUGGAGAUGUCAUCCAGGAUAUUCUGGACCGCAAGCGUAGUAGUAAUCUGAGUCGCGAAGAGGCCUACGCUGCGUUCUGCCGACUGGCUAAGUAUCACUAUGUCGAGGAACAGAUUCGCGGUCGCGUUCUCGACUUGGUAGCGGCAUUCAACCGCAGUAUCAAGUUCGAGACCAGUGUGCGCGAAACGACCCUGGCGCUUCGUGCCGUUGAGCUCCUCGCCAUCUCAGCCUACGACAAUACGAUCUACGAGCAUGUCGAGCCCCUGCUUACCCGCACCGUGCGAGAUUCAACCUCCAACACGGUCAAGGCAGCGGCGAUUCACUGUCUGGGCGUCUGCACCAUCCAUGCAGGCGCUAGCGAAGAUGGGAUCCUCGACCAGAUGACGUUCUUCUUGGACAUCGCUGCCUCCGACGGGCAGUCGAUCGGUGCCGGGGACGACGCGGCCAGUGUUGUUGCUGCCCUGCAAGAAUGGGGCGUGCUCGCGACCUAUAUCGACGAUCUUGAAGGCGAAAGCGAGGACGCCGUGCAGAUCUUCAUGGACCAGCUGAACAGUGGUGAUUCAGCGGUCCAAAUUGCUGCCGGCGAGAACAUCGCGCUCUUGUACGAGAAGAGUUACACCCCACAGGAGGACGAUGAGGACGAGGAGGACGAGGAAGAAGAAUCGGAAGAGGAAACAUUCCUGUCUGGAGGUCGCGGCAACGGCCCCAAGUUGAUCAAGCGCUACAACGCCUACCACAACACGCACGAGCUUGAACAGCAACUGCAUUCGCUUGCUAAAGUCCACAGCAAACGGAUCAGCAAGCGCGAUAAGAAGAGUCUACACAGCAACUUCGCCUCUAUCCUAACGACGGUGGAGAAUCCCCGACGGGGACCCAUGUACAACACCGCUAUCGACCAAGACACCAACCGCCACUACGGCAGCAAGCUGACGGUCAAAAUCGGCCGACAGGGCGUGAUGAACAUCGAUCGCUGGUGGAAAUGGACGCGGCUGAGCUCGCUUCGACGCACCCUGCAGGGCGGCUUCGCGGCGCACUACUACCAAGGCAACCGCGCCGUGCUGGAAAGCCUUCCGGUGAUCAUGCGCAUGGACACGCCGUCGGACCGAGGGUAUGCCAAGCGCACGGCCAAACAUCGGGAUAGUCGUCGGUGGGCGGUCCACGAGGCCUCGGACGAGGAUUAGAGAGCCAUGUGACACAUUCAUCAUUUGUUUUACUGGGUUUUUAAAGCUUGAUUCCCUGUUGCGUUAGAUUUAUUGCAGCGGGUGUUUUGUGAUUUCUUCCCUGUUAUUAUGCAUUUUGACUUUGUACCCCGUUUCUAGAACACAGAAACAGACGCGGAUAUCACUUGCCCGCAGGUAUCUCGCAGUGUGAUAGAAACGAAUAAAAGCAUACAUUCCGUCCAUACAUACUUGUCUAUAACUAUGUAUAGGAAUUAUUUGCAGUUAUUAAUUAUUGCUAUAUGAUAGUUCCAGUUAACUAGUGUACAUAAUGCUAACUAAGUACGUUACUGUUCACUAUUCAAUACAUAACUGUAUCUAGAUCCAUAACG
Molecule: messenger RNA, 1705 nt
Organism: Aspergillus vadensis CBS 113365
Lineage: Eukaryota; Fungi; Ascomycota; Eurotiomycetes; Eurotiales; Aspergillaceae
Product: IFRD domain-containing protein
Exons: 2
Coding region: 87-1337 (416 amino acids)
Source: RefSeq, a predicted model, not a curated record